Molecule: messenger RNA, 705 nt
Organism: Oppiella nova
Lineage: Eukaryota; Metazoa; Arthropoda; Arachnida; Sarcoptiformes; Oppiidae
Source: the annotation of a GenBank genome assembly
CUUCGCAAAUAUCUGAAGAUUCCUGAGGUGUAUAUGGCGUCCAACAAGUGGUCAGACAUUUGGUACAAUCGCGUUGCGUCCAAAUGUAUGCAAAAGAAUAAGUCUUUGUUUAUAAAACACGAUAAACAGAGGUUUGAAGAGUACCUGAACUCGAAGACUACCAUUUCUGGCGCUGUCCUAAAACCCGUGGAAAUGGUGCACAAUGCGUAUCAGUAUUCUGUGGUCACUCUCGGGGAGCUCGAAGACCCUAAUUUUAAACUCGAGAUGGAAGUGCUGGAGAAACAAUGGCUCUCACUCUGUGAGGACAUUCAGAAAAAGGGCGGAGGUCUGUUUGAUAAUGCGAUCGCUGUGUGCGAUGUGAGCGGAUCCAUGAAUGGGACGCCUAUGGAUGCGGCCAUUGGUCUCACUAUUCUAGUCAUGUAUUUAUCGCGAGAGCCGUGGAAUUCAAUGUGCAUUACUUUCCACGAGAGCCCAUCCAUCCAUGUGGUGAACCCUAAACUGACUUUCAUAGAGAAACUGCGAUCCCUUCAGAACAUGAGUUGGGGCGGAACUACUAAUUUAAAUCUAGUCUUUGAUUUGAUUCUCAAUAAAGCAGUGGAACAGCGCCUGACGAACGAUCAGUUGCCUAAAGUGCUGAUUGUGUUCACGGAUAUGGAGUUUAGCACUGCUUUUCAUGGCGCAGAUCUCACUAACUUCGAGGCCGCU